AUUCCUACUUUUCUAACGUAAACAGUCGUUCGUCGUUCAAACGGCCUCUGUCAUCGACAGCAAUUUGACAAUUUCAAUUGCUCGCACUUCAGUGAUCUCCCGGGACUUGUCGAUGGUUGUGUCGAUCGUGCCGGCGUAAAUAGUCGCGAGAGACCCGAUAUCGUAGCCGGAAUCUAGGUACAGGUAGUUCUCGCUCGAAAGAACCGUCGGUUAUAUCUCGAAGCAACAGAUUGCUAUGUAAAGAAGGAAUACCGAUUACAACUUCUUGACUGCAUCUCCAGCUCUCAUAUAUGUAUACAUAUGAAAGUAAAGAUACACUAACGGUAGCAUAAGCAAGCGUAUACGGCAUCGAUGUAAUAUAAACAAAUUAUUUAGUAUAAAAAUCGAGGAUCAGUCUGUAACAACUCGGGGUCAUCUGUAAUCGCUCCGCUAGUAUUGGUUGUUCUCCACUAAUUUUCCCUAGUGAUAGUAGUUUCAGGGAGUGGUAAGUGUAGCUGUUUUCCUGGGAAAACAUUAUUACGCUUUCGCUCUAAUAGAUUAGACGAAGAAAUAGCAAGUUUUCGGGCGAGAAUCGUUUCGACAGCCUUCUCGAAAGCAAAAUGGUUCACGUGGACGGAUAUCCUUUCGCAUCCGGCGGCUUGCCGAAAAGUCCAAGCUUCCAUCAGGGCCUCGCCUUAGCCACGGUCCUCUCGCGGGAACCGAAUAAGACUUAUUUGUCCAACUUUACUUCGCAUUAUCAGCCGCUACGACCUCUAUUAAUUGAAACGCAACAAGGGAACGAACGGGAGGAACUUUUUAUACAGAAACUGCGACAAUGUUGCGUUCUCUUUGAUUUCGAGUCUGACCCUUUAUCGGACUUAAAAUGGAAGGAAGUCAAACGUACCGCCUUGUACGAGAUGGUCGAGUACGUUACCAAGAACAAAAACGUGAUCACGGAGGCUAUAUACCCCGAAGCGGUGAACAUGUUCGCAGUGAACCUCUUCCGUACGCUUCCUCCGUCGUCGAAUCCGAACGCCGCCGAGUUCGAUCCAGAGGAGGAUGAACCGACUCUGGAAGCAGCUUGGCCGCAUCUGCAGUUGGUUUACGAAUUUUUUCUCCGACUACUCGAGUCUCAAGAUUUUCAGCCUUCCAUUGCGCGGCGUUACAUAGAUCAGAAGUUUGUCCUGCAACUGUUGGAGCUCUUCGAUUCGGAGGAUCCGCGGGAAAGGGAUUUCCUAAAGACCACACUUCAUAGAAUUUACGGAAAGUUCUUAGGGCUUAGGGCGUAUAUCAGGAAACAAAUAAACAAUGUUUUUUACCGAUUUAUAUAUGAAACUGAGCACCACAAUGGCAUCGCCGAACUCCUAGAGAUUCUGGGAAGCAUAAUCAACGGUUUCGCUUUACCUCUGAAGGAGGAACACAAAAUUUUUCUAUUAAAGGUGCUUUUACCUUUGCACAAAGCCAAAUCACUGUCCGUCUAUCAUCCGCAAUUAGCAUAUUGCGUUGUUCAAUUCCUGGAGAAAGACCCGUCGUUGACUGAGCCUGUUAUCAGAAGUUUACUGAAAUUCUGGCCGAAGACACAUUCCCCGAAAGAGGUGAUGUUUUUGAACGAACUCGAGGAGAUUUUGGAUGUGAUCGAACCUGCCGAAUUCCAAAAAGUCAUGGACCCAUUAUUUAGACAAUUGGCGAAAUGCGUUUCAUCUCCACACUUUCAGGUGGCUGAAAGGGCUCUUUACUACUGGAACAACGAAUACAUAAUGUCUUUGAUAUCGGACAAUUAUUCGGUCAUAUUACCCAUUAUGUAUCCAGCAUUUUAUAAGAAUUCGCGAGAUCACUGGAACAAGACCAUUCACGGUUUGAUCUACAACGCGUUGAAACUGUUCAUGGAGAUGAACCACAAAGUGUUCGACGAAUGUACUCAACAGUAUUAUCAGGACCGUCAAAGAGAAAGGAAGCUUAUGAAAGAUAGAGAUGACGCUUGGAUGCGCGUGGAAGCUCUGGCGAUGAGACAUCCGAAUUACAACGCAGCUGUCAAAGGUUUAACUAAUACCGCUGCGAACCUCUCGUUAUCGCAACAGUUGGAUAGUCCUCCGCCCGACGAAGAUGGCGAUACGGAUCAAACACCGCUCACAUUGGAGAAGAUAGAAGCGAAAGCAAACGAGGCAAAGAAGAUGACGAAUACUAAUAAAACCAAGCAACUUCUGCGAAGGAAAAGCGAUUUACCCCAAGACACACAUACAAUGCGGGCAUUGUCCGAUCACAAACGUGCAGAUGAGUACCUUGUCACGCCACCGGACCCCAAUAAUUGCUAGUCUCUACCGCAAUCUCUUCCCAUGUAUCCUCUCUUCUGCUGCAGUGAUGUUGGGAGUUAGCUUUUUUUUUCGAAGAGAAAACAAAACACGGCGACGAUCCCAAACACAGAUUCGAUCGUAUAGAGGUCAGACAUUGUUGUAAUAUUCCCCCUUGUAUCGAAACUGUCAAGGCGUAUGCUAAUUGUUUCUUUUCCUUUUACGGUAACAAAAUAAAAAGCUUUCUCUCAUUGCACCCAGCACCUUUUGGAAGAUAUAACAAUGUGUCUGUAGUAAUCUACAAGAUGAAAACGAUAAAAAGCUGAUAACUUCUUAUUAUAUACUCUUUGAAACGAUCUACACACAAGGAGUCGCGAGACCUACAAACAAUACGUUACGUGUACUCGCUAUGAAAGAAAAAUCAUGACAUACGAGAUAAAAAUCUAGCGAAUAAGGGUCCUAAGUAUGUAUGCGUAUACAGAGUAUUUUGUAAACUGUAGAUUUCUUACGUAUGAGGAAGUCUAUCGCUGACAAUAAGGCGGUGCUCGCGGAAGUCAUCUUUGCGACCGAAACGAAGAUGAUCGAGACUGACCGCUAAUUCAUAUUCAUAAAGAAUUGUGUUCGAAAAUUGUCUUGCGCCGAGCGGGGGAUUUUCUUCAUAUCACAGAAAUUUAUGGUUUAUCGAACACCCUAUAUAUAUAUAUACUCUAAAUAAACAAAUUUUAUACGAACGCGAGAGAGAGAGGUCGAAAAAAAGUAUGGCCGCGUGCUUGAUGUCGUAAUAACGGUUAAAGAAGAGAAAAGCAAAGAAAAAUCGAUUUUAGUAUGCAAGUUUUGAGGCGCUACACUUCUGAGCGAGGUUUCCACUGAUAAUGCAAAUAAAACGAAACGAAUGAUAAUGGCAGACAUUAAAUAACAAGUGAUACAUAGUUGCUUCAAUGCUAACAGCUCGUAAUUUAGCAGCGGAAUGAGCCAAAUAUACAUAGAAAAUAGGCAGAACAAAAAAAAAUUGAAAAAAGACAGAAACAAGUGACAUCGUUUUUUAGAGUUAGAUGAACGUGAUAGCACUAUUUUAGAAUAUCGAUUGUUAUGAAUCUGAGUAUUCCUGAACGUACUACUUUUAUAUCUGUCGUGCCUAGAUGCCUGUGGAACGCAUUCGCAAGAAUCGCCUCUGCCAGAGGCCUAUAAUUAAGGGUCGUUAAUGAAGAAAAUGAAAGAAAGAGAGAAAGCAACGAGUUGAAAAAAAAAACGUGACGUGACGUUACCGGGACGGUACAAUUGACACCACGAAUAUUACUCAAGAACGCUUGCAUGAGCCGUCGUUGCGUCGUUGCCUCGUCAGUCUCGCGGUUAAUCGAAGAAAAAGAAGAAAGAAGUUAUAAUUACUGUUUCGUCGCUAAUAUAAAAUAGAAAGGGCAGAAAUAACAGAAUAAGGAACUCGAAGAACUUAGAAAGGUGUACGAAAUUGCAAGAUAAAGGCGAAUCUAAGUAAAAAUGAACUAUCUUUAAUCUUUUGCGCUGCUGGCAGGCUGUUAUGUUAAACAUUGUGUAAGGAAUGAACUUGUUGAGAAUAGAUAAACGAUUAGCACGUACUAUUAAAGUAACGAAAAUUGAAACCAAAUGAGAUAAAUAUAAAAAAAAAACUAUUUACUAUUUAAUCGUCCCUAAGAAAUGAGAAUCGCUGUUUUUGUUACAAAAAAAAGAAAUAACCGAGUAUUCUUGUCAAUAAUAAUUUUUAUUACGAGGCGCGGUGUAAUCCCGAUGGAAUUCCCUUUGAAUCGUAUCACUGUAUCUUAAGGAGCAUUUGGUAAUAAAAGUAUUUUUAGUAAAAAAAAUAUUUACACUUGAACAGAUUAUAAUUUCCAACGAACCGCCAAAUAGUCCUUUUGUUGCAGCUAGAAUUUUGUGAAGCUGAUUGAGUCAUCGGGAUUACAUUGGCUUUUACCGAUCGUUGAAAUCAUUCGAGAGAAAGCAGGCGUGAGAGACGCAUUCUUCGAACUUAUUGUCUCUUAUUGAGUUUAUUGUUUUCGCGCGUAACAUGUGAUACUUUUCGAGAUUCGUAAAAUUGUACACCGUAAUCAAAAGGGACACGUCAUUAUAAACUUCGCGUACUAGAAACAUCUGAAGACUGUUACUUGUUCAACGAUGAACGAGUACGUAUUAUUUGCUCUUCGAAUUUUUCAUUUGUACGUAGUGUCAGGCUUGUAUUAUACAAAAUGUAAAAUGACAAUUUACUUUCGUCCGUAAACAUCGUUACCUCAAGUAAGUUUGAUCGAUUGUUCUACAUUUUUUAUGAUGACAACGGAACAGCCAAUAAUUAAGUACUUUGUAGAUUAAAAAGAGAACGAAAAGGUGAGGAAACAGCUGAAUAUACGCUUUACGCAAGGAGGAGCACAGAUAUCGAUAGAAAAACAAAUUAUUAGGCAGCUUUGAAUCUCAUAGAAAAAAUCUUGGUUCUUCCUUACGUAAAGUUUACAAGAUCAUUGUAGAUCACAAAAGAGGAGAAAUGUUAAGUAGGUGAUGUCCGCGUGUACAGCGAUUUGCUUCAAACCUAGAAAUACUAAUUAUAACAGAACACAGAGCUGUGUAUCAAUGUUCGAUUGCAAAAAAUUUUUUUAACGAUCGUCUGUCCGAUCGAUUCGAUUCCAUGCAUGCAUAUAUUCCUUUACAAUUUGUUGGAAGCAUAAUUUUAUAAUAAAUAAAUAACUAUAACAAACGACGAAAA
Molecule: messenger RNA, 4992 nt
Organism: Megalopta genalis
Lineage: Eukaryota; Metazoa; Arthropoda; Insecta; Hymenoptera; Halictidae
Source: RefSeq, a predicted model, not a curated record